Messenger RNA from Amphibalanus amphitrite, 3121 nucleotides. Its product is annotated as pyruvate dehydrogenase (acetyl-transferring) kinase, mitochondrial-like. Gene Ontology annotation, cellular component: mitochondrion. Bases 487 to 1839 code for a protein of 450 amino acids. NCBI's taxonomy places the organism in Eukaryota, Metazoa, Arthropoda, Thecostraca, Balanomorpha, Balanidae. Gene Ontology annotation, biological process: regulation of glucose metabolic process; protein phosphorylation. The transcript is spliced from 8 exons. Gene Ontology annotation, molecular function: pyruvate dehydrogenase (acetyl-transferring) kinase activity. The record is from RefSeq and is a predicted model, not a curated record.
CCGCCCCUGCUCCGGUUCAGUCCGGCGCGUUCUGGUACUUUUCCACUGUUUACGUCGUGAGGUCAGCUGUUUCGGAUUGACGUCAUAGCCUAGCCUUCGCAACGCGGCUCUGUGAUUGGUGGACGUCUGAGGGCCUGGCGUCCAGGCCCCGCCCACAACCGCGUGCGCGCGGCGGUUGCAUCAUCACUCCGGCUCGCGCUGAUGUGUCGUGGUCCGUUCAUGUGCCGUGGGGCCGGGUUUCGUUCGACCCCGGCGGUUUCCCGUGCGCAGUUUCCUGCCGGUCCGUCUGCGAGUCGGUCGUGUCGUGUUGUGGACGUUUCGCACUCGGGACACAGCGGGCGUGCUUCCGUCCGGUGACUCGGGCCGUCGGCUGUCUGUGAGUGCGUGAAGGAGUUGAAGUUUGAACUCUCGAGUGUCGGAGCACUCAUGACAAGGACACACCAAGGUUAAUUUUAGCUGAUAGUAGGAAACUUUGGGUCUGUGAUCAUGAAGUUUUCGAGAUGUUUCAGAGGUCUGGCGCAAAUGCUGGACACCUACUCAGGGUACAAGCCGUCUCCAUUGUCCAUCAAACAGUUCAUCGAUUUCGGGACCACGGCCUCGGAGCGGCAGAGUUUCCAGUUCCUGCGUCAGGAACUGCCGGUGCGUCUGGCCAACAUCAUGAUGGAGAUCCAGCUGCUGCCGGAGAGCCUGCUGUCGCAGCCGUCCUGCCGUCGCGUGGUGGACUGGUACCAGCAGAGCUUCAGCGAGCUGCUCCAGUUUUGCGCCGCCAACCCGGAGAGCUCGGCCGCCAGGGAUGACUUCUGCGAGUCGCUGGUAAACAUCCGAAACCGGCACAGCGACGUAGUCCAGACGAUGGCGAAGGGCGUCAUCGAGCUCAAAGACAACACGCGCGUCGACUGCUCCACGGAGAACAACAUCCAGUACUUCCUCGACCGGUUCUACAUGAACCGCAUCAGCAUCCGCAUGUUGAUCAACCAGCACACGCUGCUGUUCGGCUCGGGACUGGGCGGCGACCCGCGGCACAUCGGCUGCAUUGACCCGUACUGUGACGUGGUUGAGGUGAUCAAGGACGCGGCAGCCAGCGCGCGCUUCCUCUGCGAGCGCUACUACCUGGCCUGUCCGGAGCUGGUCGUCUCACAGUUCAACGAGACCUUCCAGCGCUCCAACAAACACCCCGACGCCCUUCCGCCGCCGAUGCAGCUGACGUACGUGCCGUCGCACCUGUACCACAUGCUGUUCGAGCUGCUGAAGAACGCCAUGCGGGCGGUGGUGGAGAACCACCCGACCGGCGCCGAGCUGCCGCCCAUCCAGCUGUACGUCAUCCUCGGCGGAGAGGACCUCGUCAUCAAGAUCUGCGACCGUGGGGGCGGCGUGUCGCGAGCCACCUCCGAGCGUCUGUUCCAGUACCUGUACUCGACGGCGCCGCGUCCUCCGCAGGACCCCAGCACUCCGCCGCUGGCAGGUUACGGAUACGGGCUGCCUCUCUCCCGGCUGUACGCGCGCUACUUUCAGGGCGACCUGGUCAUCAACUCGUGCGAGGGCUACGGCACGGACGCCACCAUCUUCCUCAAGGCCCUGGCGCAGGACAUGAAGGAGGUGCUGCCGCUGUACAACCGGGCAGCGCAGCAGCACUACCAGAACGGCUCCCAGGCGCCUGACUGGUCCUCCGUGCUGGGGUCCUCCGGAGCGCGACCCCGCUCGACCCCCACCGACAGCCCUCCGAAACCGGCCUCUUCCACCGCGCGGAAACCCAGCCGGCCGGCCUCCGCCGCCGUCAGCAGUCUGAGGAACAUCAGCACGGGCAGCGCCGCCUCCGGUCAGGGCCAGAAGGCGGCGUAGCCUCGCGGCUGUCCGGCUGGGUCGGGAGAUCCCUGCAGCGUCGGGCUCCGGUCGGUUGAGCAGAUGUCGCGGAGAGGCGACUGUGGCGCCGCGGUGACUGAAGCGUCACCUGGAUUAGAGCAUCCUCCGCUCUUCUUUGACUCGCCGGCGAUCAGUGAACUGAAAUACUGUGUAAUUGUCUGUCUGUUGUCUGAACGAUCAGCUAAUGGCUGAGGACACUUGGUCUUGGAGUGGUGGAACACAGAAACGGGUCUCUGCGAGUGUGCUUUGUUUGAGCUGUGUGUCAUUGGUGUCGUUUGUACUUAGACAUGACCGGUCGCCGCUCGUGUGUCGUGUCCAUUGUCUGCAGUGAGGUGCGAUGGUCGGAAUAAGGGAGGGGCGGGGGUCCAGUGCAUGGACAGAGUGGUUGGGACGCUCCUAGGCAGAGAUCCUAUGGGAUUGUCCCUUGGUCGUCUCAGGGAGCUCGUAUCAGCGGGAGCGGGCCGAAAUCUGGCUGUUUGUAAACAAUGCAGUGACAUGUGACGGUAGCCCGUCGCAAGUACGGUUAGGCGUGUUCUUGUGAUGAGCGGAGGCUUUGUAUGGAAAUACUGGGCAAGGUUUUAAGCCGUUUGUUUAGCUUUUGGUAAUGCUUCGUGGAUCGAAGCUCAACGCCUUUUAGUUGUGUAUUUCGGUCGCUGCCUUUCUUAUGCAGGAGUGUAUUUACCAAUUAUGUAUGUAAAUUGGUUAUCGUACAGCUCCGUUCAGCAUCAACGUGAGAUCCGCCGGACUAGCUGGUGCAUCUGCGUUUCGUAGGUCGCCUAUCCGUGUCCCAACCUUCUGUAAUCGACCCUUGCCGCGAUGUUUCCUGUGUUCAGAGCUUUCCAUGAAUAACCUCGAUAUUUUUUCACUUUUCUACCAUGCCUAGCCUUGAAAUUUCAAACAUGACAUUCGCGAUCGGUGUCUUCAAGCAUACCAUCCAAUGACUUGCUCGUUGGGGUAUGGUAUUUGUCGAGUGCCCACGGGCUUUUAUUGCAUCGAUGCGAAUAUAUUUAUUUGCCGGUGUUUUACUUUGUUUGUUUGCCGUUACAUCAACACGUUGCACAUUGCGCCGCUGCAUGUGCUACGCUGCCCCGAAUCUUUGUGACUGCGGACACCAGUCUGGAUAUAUCAGAUCUUUGUAUCUUUUUAAAUGUUCAGCGACUUGAAGGAUUCCGGAACGGACUAUGUGAAGCGAAACGAGAUGACUGUAAUCGCGACGCCCCGUGUGGAUUGUACAUGAUGGUAAUACAUCCGUACAAACGUA